AUGGGGGAGUGGGCGUUCCUCGGCUCGCUGCUGGACGCCGUGCAGCUGCAGUCGCCGCUCGUGGGCCGCCUGUGGCUGGUGGUCAUGCUGAUAUUCCGCAUCCUGGUGCUGGCCACGGUGGGCGGCGCCGUGUUCGAGGACGAGCAGGAGGAGUUCGUGUGCAACACGCUGCAGCCGGGCUGUCGCCAGACCUGCUACGACCGCGCCUUCCCCGUCUCCCACUACCGCUUCUGGCUCUUCCACAUCCUGUUGCUGUCGGCGCCCCCGGUGCUCUUCGUCAUCUACUCCGUGCACCGGGCCAGCAAGGAGCCGGGCGGCGCGGACGCCGGCGCGGGGGCGCCGGGGAGCCCGGGGCGCCCGGGGGGCCGCCGCGCGCGCCGCUGCUACCUGCUGAGCGUGGCGCUGCGCCUGCUGGCCGAGGUGGCCUUCCUGGCGGGCCAGGCGCUGCUCUACGGCUUCCGCGUGGCCCCGCACUUCGUGUGCUCCGGCCCGCCGUGCCCGCACACCGUGGACUGCUUCGUGAGCCGGCCCACCGAGAAGACCGUCUUCGUGAUCUUCUACUUCGCCGUGGGGCUGCUCUCGGCGCUGCUCAGCGUGGCCGAGCUGGGCCACCUGCUCUGGAAGGGCCGCCCGCGCGCCGGCCGCUGUCGCCGGGAGGCCGAGCGCGACAACCGCUGCAACCGCGCGCACGAGGAGGCGCAGCAGCUGCUCCCGCCGCCGCCGCCCUCCCUGCCCUCCCUGCCCGCCCGGCGCCCGGGCCCCGACCCCGACGCCCCGCCCGCCUAUGCGCACCGGGCGGCGGCCGGCGACAGCGAGGGCGACAGCGGCCGCAGCAAGGCAUCGCGGGCCACCGUCCGCCAGGACCUGGCCAUCUAG
Molecule: messenger RNA, 876 nt
Organism: Hippopotamus amphibius kiboko
Lineage: Eukaryota; Metazoa; Chordata; Mammalia; Artiodactyla; Hippopotamidae
Gene: GJD3
Product: gap junction protein delta 3
Exons: 1
Coding region: 1-876 (291 amino acids)
Biological process (GO): cell communication
Cellular component (GO): connexin complex
Source: RefSeq, a predicted model, not a curated record